UGUGUUUUCACUGACCUAGUUAGAGCAAUGGAAACCCUCCCUCCCUCCGCCGCCUCGCCACUGACGUGUAAAGGGCACUUUCAAACAGUAGCAGACAAACAAGGGGAAGAGAUCAGUGAGGACGACGGGAGAUCGGACCAAGACAAGAGUGAGAUUGACUGAGACCAGCAGACAAACGCGUCCACGCUCCUGCGCUCUGUCCCGGUUCGAUCUGGGGAAAUAUCUGUGCAAACAGGAACGGCCCGAAGGGAUUUGAAGCGAAUUAAUGAAAACAACAAACACCGAAGCCCUUCAUAUCCUGUGCAAUAUUAGAUUUCUGCCCUUAUUUUCGUAGAAUUACGUCUCCCAAGCUUAAAGCAGCUUUUAAUAAAAUCACAACACGUCGGGAAAAGGCAAUAAAGGCGCAGAGAACGAGCGGCGCUUGCUAAUAAACAGGAUCCCGUCUAAUAUUACUGGUGUCUCUCAGGUUUCCUGUCGCGGUCGCUGCCGUGCGUUUGACUUGACUUUAAAGCAGCGCAUCAGCACAACAUGUCACAGUCUCAAGCCGUGCUCAUUAAACCCGCGGCGGUUCCUUUCGUCCUCUGACUCACAAAGUCGUCGAGAUUGGGCCGAAAAGGCCACCGAACUCCCCCCCGAAAACCAAACCGUGCGGCCCACAAAUAGAGCAACACCAACCAACAAAAUCAAAGGGAACUUCAUACAUUCGAGCCUUUGUGCUCCGUCAUCUGGUUUAGUGACACGCACUCAACUGUUCCACUUAGCGCGUCCAAGCCUUUUUCCAAAGCAGGUUUUCAGAUUUCCACCUCCAGCCCCUCCUGGCCUCCUUUUAUUCCAGGAGCACCUCCGUCUUCCACUCUUUCUUUUCCCAGAGCUCUUCCACGAAGCCCAAUCAAAAUUUUCACUCUGGGCUUUUGAAGCUAAAGUCAAAGCGAGUGUCGGUUUGUGCCGCUCUUGGAGUUUUGCCGUGAUACUGUUAUAACACGUCUGCUUUAAACGAUCGCUUCCAGAUAAACAGAAAGGCCAGUAUCCAGUGUCUCCUAAUCACUGUACACAGUGUUGCCCGGAGCCACACAUUUUUAUUUAUAACAAACAGAACCACUCUCUCGCUUUGAUUAUCCUCCCAAAUGAAAGGCCUCAGUCCUACAGCAAAUACUGCAGACAAGACAAACUCAUCUGUGUCAUUUUGUCAGGUCAAAAACUGGCCAAGGUUCAUGAUUGCAGUGAAUGUUCAGCACCGGUAAAAUGUGCAUUAAACAUUUUGUGUGCUUUAUUCCGCAAGCAAUUUCCUCUGCUGCCGCUGAUUUAAUCGUUUUCCAUUACAGCAGCUCAAUCGCUGCAUAUGACACAGACCAAACAUCGUAACGGACCCGCUUUGAAUUUGGCUUCGUGCUCGGCCGACGUCCUGUGUUUUGUGAGACGCUCGCCCUCUGCCAUAAACAAGCGAAUCAGUGCCCGGGAGAUAAACGAGCACAUGGCUGAGGCUGGUUACUGUCAGCAAAAACAAGGCGAAACAUGGCAACAAGCUGAAAACAUGGGCGCACACAAAGACAUGUGAGCUACAGGAGAACCAGGACCCAGUUUUAAUUGAAUGCACGUUAAGCGAGCUUGGUGUUGUGCUGGUGCAGGUCAGUCAGAGCUGCUGGAUGGAGCCUCAGGCCUGCAGACGGCUUCACUGUCCCUCAGUCGGAUUCAAGCGUCUCUGUCGCUUUAAAUUAUAGAGAACUAUUUUAAUAUUUGUUCCUGAUUAGGCGCCUGUGGCUAUUUUACUGUGGCAGGAAUCUACUUUCUGUUGAUGCACAGCAUUGUGUGAGGUUUGACACAUUGACCAAGUGUCGUUGGGUUCUUCUCAGCCAACGGAGCUGAUAUCCGGCCUGUUCCCUUCGCUGCAGCUAUUAGCAGUGGCUCACGCCUCACCAAAAGUUUUCCCUUUCCGCUGGUGGAAUAGAUGGCGGUGAAAGCACAUUUCUGUUUAAUAAAAUGAAUUCAAACAGGCAUCUUCAGCCUAUGUUUCCUUUAGCUGUGGGGUGAUUAACUUGUAACCUGCGUCUCUGUCAGCUCAACUACGUGUCGUUGAGUUGUGUCAGGCUACACCACAGAAACCCAGAUACGCACAGAAGAGAGAGGAAAUGCAGCAGAAGUUCCACCAUUUGGCAGCAACCUUCGGUGGAGUCAGUGCUCGUCACUCACAGGACCGACAUGGGCGCCAACAGCACCAACGCUACGUGUGUGGUGGACAACCUCCAGUGCCUAAGCUACAGCCCCCUCUUCGUCCUGGGCUUCCUCGUCAACGCCGCCGCGGCGCGGGCCUUUGCCUCCAAGCGACUCUCCUGGACGGAGACGCACAUCUACAUGCUCAACCUGGUCGUGGCCGACACCGCCCUCGUCCUCUUCCUCCCCUUCAGGAUCUACGACGCCCUCUACUGCCUCCCCACGACGACCCUGUGCACUCUCCUCAUCUUCAUCCACUUCAUCAACAUGUACGCCAGCAUCAUGACCACGAUGGCCAUCAGCGUCCACCGCUACCUGACGGUGAGGUUCCCGCUGCAGGCCAGGUCCUGGAGGAGGAAGAAGGAGACGGCCGUCGUGGUGUGUUUGCUCAUCUGGGUGUUUCUGGUGACGGUCUGUGCCGCCUUCAGAACCGAGAACUACCCGGAGCAGCUGUGGACGUGCUAUGUGCGGCGUAAGGAUCACCCUCUGCGCCUGGAGUUCCUUCUGAUUCUGCUGCUCGUGGGCUUCCUUGUGCCGCUCAUGAUCAUCGUGUUUUGCGCCACUCAGAUAAUCUACAUUUUAUCAAAGGAGGAGGACCGAUUAGAGGAAAAGAAAAAGACUGUGGGCGUAGUGAUGGCAAACAUGAUUGUGUUCAUUGUGUGCUACACACCCAUCCAUGUUGGCUUCCUCAUCAACUUUUUGUACCACGCACCUGAACACUGGCAGACUCGGCACAUACCUGCACACAUGUAUUUCCAGGUGUCCGAAUGGGUCGCUUCAACAAACUGUUUUUUUGAUUCCAUCAGCUAUUAUUUCCUAUUGAAACAGUUUUAUUCCUAACUAA
Molecule: messenger RNA, 3052 nt
Organism: Betta splendens (Siamese fighting fish)
Lineage: Eukaryota; Metazoa; Chordata; Actinopteri; Anabantiformes; Osphronemidae
Gene: gpr35b
Product: G-protein coupled receptor 35 b
Exons: 2
Coding region: 2197-3048 (283 amino acids)
Biological process (GO): phospholipase C-activating G protein-coupled receptor signaling pathway; positive regulation of Rho protein signal transduction
Cellular component (GO): membrane
Molecular function (GO): G protein-coupled receptor activity
Source: RefSeq, a predicted model, not a curated record